AUGCAAGCGGCGGCGAUGGCGUUGCGCGGGCGAUCGGCUAGGCACCGCAUGGGGUUUGAUCGCGGAGGCGCGAUCGCGUGCGGCAGGGAGGCCGAUGACGGUCAGAAUCGGAUCGGUGUGGGACAGCACCCAGCAAGUGCUGGCGGGCAGGACCGGAAUGCUCGCGCCCUUUGCCGCGAUCGGUUUCGUUCUGCCCGUGAUAUUGCAACUGCUGCUGGUUCCCAGACGACCAUGGCCAUUAUGUCCGCCGGCGCGAGCGUGACCGAUUGCUGGUCACCGGGUGGCGAUCGGGCUCGGCAUCUGGGCGCAACUGGCGAUCAUGGCGCUGGCGACGCAUCCGGCGACGACCUCGGCGGAGGCGUCGCGGGCCGGUCUGCGCCGGCUGCUCCCGCUGCUCGGCGUCGCGGUCGUGCUCCUCGUCUUUGCCCUGGUGGUGCUCGUGCCGUGGUCGUGCUCGGUGUCGGGCUUCGACUUUGCCUCCGCGAUCGCGGCGCAGGGCAAUCCGGCGCUGAUGCCUCCUGA
Molecule: messenger RNA, 522 nt
Organism: Acanthosepion pharaonis
Lineage: Eukaryota; Metazoa; Mollusca; Cephalopoda; Sepiida; Sepiidae
Source: the annotation of a GenBank genome assembly